AUGCAGCAACACGACCAACCCAGUACCCUUGAGAUAGACUCCGACGCUACCACACUUGUCGAUACCACAGAGCUGAAGAAUAUUCGCGCCAGCAUGAUCUAUCAGGUUCUCCCAGCCAUGGUGUCGAGUCACCUUCCUACAAUCCCUUCAAUACGGCGGUCGAUAGGCGAGAUUCGUGAUCGGCGCUUCCAUAGCAAGACAGACUCGCUGACGGAGCUGCCGCUGCCUGUUACCCCACCACCCGGCUACACCUCACGACCGAGCAGUGGCAGCGCAUCGCCAAACAGGCGGUCGAUCGUCGUUGGCGAGACAGACCUCGAUUUCUCAGACGAUGCCUCUGAAAGACCCAGCAGCUCUAUGAGCCUGAAUCCUCCACCAUUCGCUGCGUAUGAGACAAAGACAGGCGUGAACUGGAGGUAUGCCGGUCAAGGAGUCAACCUGAUGACUCUGGCACACCGAGAGUCUAGUAUACCCCACUACGGACUCGACGAGACCUCUCCAGUCCUCACACGACAACUCUACCUGCAUGGCAUGACCUACCUGCUCCGUGGCCUCCCGUCAGACCUCACACCGGAGGAGCUGCUGAGCCUGCAAGCAGCAAUACCGCCGAGCUUGGUUGGAUCACAGACCGACUCAGGCUUUUCACUCGUCCCGCGCUCGACGCAAAACCAGCUUCAGCAUGACGUGUCUCCACAAGACGCCUCGAUUUUACAUCGCAUAACCGCCACCAUGGUCCUGCAGGCGCUCAUGUUCAUACAAUUCCUUCUUCCGUACAUCAAGAUCUUCCUUGCGCACGCGUAUCAGUUCGAGCGCGAGCAUCAGAUCACGCGGCGGUUGGUCAACGGCAGCAUCACCACUGUGGAUGACAUUGGGAGGAGGAGUCUUCGGCUAUCGCAGACAAUCUGUCAGAUGAACGAUGGAAAGGUCGGCCAAGCCAUCAACGAGAUGACCAUCUGGUGGGUUCGCGGCGUGACGGGCGGCGUGCAGCAAGGUAUUGAGGAGGGGUUGAACUGGGAGCAGAGAGCACGUGAGAAGGGCAAAGUGGGGAGAAUUGAGUAG
Messenger RNA from Boeremia exigua, 1059 nucleotides. RefSeq lists its product as uncharacterized. NCBI's taxonomy places the organism in Eukaryota, Fungi, Ascomycota, Dothideomycetes, Pleosporales, Didymellaceae. Bases 1 to 1059 code for a protein of 352 amino acids. The record is from RefSeq and is a predicted model, not a curated record. The transcript is spliced from 2 exons.